Molecule: messenger RNA, 3549 nt
Organism: Penicillium pulvis
Lineage: Eukaryota; Fungi; Ascomycota; Eurotiomycetes; Eurotiales; Aspergillaceae
Exons: 14
Coding region: 1-3549 (1182 amino acids)
Molecular function (GO): zinc ion binding
Source: RefSeq, a predicted model, not a curated record
AUGGAGAACGGGUCAACUGACAACGCGGCGGGUCCGGAGCCCCAGGUCCAUCGGACGGAACAGCCACCCUUGAUGAGUGAUGAGUUGUCAAUCCCAACUUUGUCGCAUGGCGUUACAUCCACGCGGGAAUCGAAGGCUGCUCGCCAAUCAUCAAAAAAGAAAACUGGCAAAUGUCGCUAUUUUGCAUCCAAGAAAGGCUGUCGUGCUGGGCCAGAAUGCCCGUAUAUUCACGCUAGUCCCACCAGCGAGCAGGCUCUGACUCCGGCUGAUCAGCAGUCCGGGUCGUCUGCUCCCUUUAAUAUUAAUCAGAAUCUAGACCAAAAUGUCGGCACCGCAGCCCGUCAUACGGCUAACCCUGGGGGGCAAUCAAAUCAAGCCAUCACAGCAGUUUCACAUGCCGCUCAGCCUCAAAGGCCAAUCUCAAAGGCAGAGCAAAAUGACCCGAGAGAGUUCCAGCUAAACCAAUUGAGACGACGAUUCCAGCCAAAGGAAACGACGGAUAGCGAUGGAUCAAUCUUGGAGUUUGGAUUGGCUCCCUCUGAUCCUGAUUUUCCGUUCGAGUUGGACAAGCUGCAAUGCGUGCUCCGUGUCCCAAAGUCAUAUCCUGGUAUAGGACGACCGAAACUCACGGUAACUAACCCUGAAAUGGAAGCUGCAUAUCAAGCCAAUGUUGCGAGAGGCUUCGAUGAUAUUGUUGACUUUACAAUGCGCACGAAUGGCCGAGGAGUACUCCUCAAUUGGUUGAAUAGUCUUGAUAAGCAACUUGAAAAGCUUCUUACCACUCUUGAAAGAGGUCCUAAGCUCACAUUUGUGGCCAAUAUCGGCGACCGUACAGCCAGCAAAGGGCCAGCCCCAACAAAUGCUGUACCUCAACAUCAAGUUAAACUGCCUGUGCAGCCAAUAUCAGUGCCAGUGAAUGCUGCCAAACCUGUAAAGCCAUUACAGACACCCGUUACAAGAAAAACGUACACGGCCGAGGAAAGAGCCCAAGCCGAAAAGCGGAGAUCAACAGAAGCGAAACAGCUCGAAGCUCGUCUGGGGAGACUUCCAUUGUUCCAGAAGCGAUCGGAGAAUUCUUUCGUGAUUCCGAUUCAACCGAACAAGAAGGACCGUCUCCCAGGACAGCUUCAAGCGGUGAAAACAGUGAAGCUUCUCGUUCCCCAACUUUAUCCACUGGAAAGUUCCUCAAUCGAGAUUCAGGGCAUUGAUAGUCCAGAGGCAAGAUCUGUGGAAUGUGGUUUUGCACAAUGGGUAGCAAAGAACUCCCAGUUGAAUCUGGUCUCUCAGAUCAACUAUUUGGCAAGUAACAUGCAUAAUUUUGCCAAAACAGCCCUACCUGAAGUGGCCGAGUAUUCUCAACAUGAGCAUUCUCAGGCGGCCAUCGAGACUGUCUCUCCCGAAAAAGAUCAUUCAAACGCUGCUGAAGGAGUUGCUGAAGGGGUUGAAGACCCAGAUCGACCGCAUUUGCACAUAAUACCACGUCCACUUGAAUGGUCUGUACCCGAGCGCAACAGUGACAGCGAGGUGACCGAUGAUUCAAGCUUUGAUGAAGAUUCUGAAGAGGACGAGGAUACGAGCGACGGAGGCGCACCUGUCCCCGUGGCUGUUGACACACCUGGUCGCGGUGUUGCGCUCUCAUUCCCUUUCCUCGAACUCUAUGGAAUCGAACUCUUGGAGCUCAUGUAUCUUGCUAUCACAGUAAAGUGUGACAGGUGCAAGGAGUCAAUGGAUAUCAAGAAUGUCCCCAAUAUCGCAGAUCCGAAAAACACGCCGAAAAUCGAGUCAUGCAAGAAGUGCGCCAAUUCUAUGAGUAUCGGUUUCCGCAAGCAAUUGAUGCAUUCUCAUGCCAAUCGUGCUGGAUAUCUGGAUUUGGAUGGCUGUACCAUUGUGGAUCUUCUUCCAAGCAACUUCAUCCCGACUUGCUCUGAAUGCUCAACCCCGUACCAUGCACCCGGCGUAUCUGCAGUCCGCGGAGAAAGCGCCAUGGCUAUGUGCCGUCAUUGUCACAAGAAAAUGGUGUUCAAGGUUCCUGAGGUCAAGUUCCUAGUCGUAGGAACUGCUGCAAUCUCCUCUCGGUCGGGUCUUUCUUUGAGAAAGAAGCCUAGAGAGGUUCUUGGAAUCGUAGCUGGUCAGGAGCUUCCCCGGCGUGGUCGAUGCCAACAUUACUCGAAGAGUUUCCGCUGGUUCAGAUUCAGCUGUUGUGCGAAAGUGUUCCCAUGCGACAAAUGCCACGACGCAGAAACAGAUCAUCCAAACGAACACGCAAAUCGCAUGAUAUGUGGAUUCUGUUCACGAGAGCAACACUUUAGACCAGAGAACUGUGGGACUUGCAAAGCAGUGCUUGUUGGUAAAGCUGGCAGUGGAUUCUGGGAAGGAGGAAAGGGUACGAGAAAUCGAGCUCUGAUGAGCCGCAAAGACCCCCGUAAAUACAAACGCGUGGGAGCCACUGCUCCCGGUGGAUCGAGCUCUAAGAAGAAGCAGAAUAUUGGCAGUCACGAUCACCUUAACAAUCGUUCUUUCUACACACCACCAAGCACAACAAAGCAUCUUAAUCCACAUCGCCCCACCAUCAUGAGCUUCCAACACUUCCAUGCCGCCUUCGAGCAGAUAACAGGGCCAACCCCAGAAAUCAAAUGCGACCUCGAAAACAACGUGUACCCCUUCGCCCACGAAGCGGGCGUGUACAUCGCCUCCAAAGAUCAGCUCUUCAUAACCAGCAACCGCAUAUUUUCAGAAGACGGCAGUCAACGAGUCCAAAUCUCGAAAAUCCAAUUAAAUAACAACACAGCAUGUGUCCAAGAAGAAAUCCACCCCGACAUACCCAUGGCAAAUGGCGGCGUGAAUUAUGAAAAUGGCGUCCUAUUCUGCAGCCAAGGAACGCUCGACCGACCCUCUAGCCUGAUCCACAUGGAAAUAGAAGCACCAUAUAAGUGCACAACUAUUCUAGACAGUUUCUACGGGCGGCAAUUCAAUUCGAUCAACGAUGUCGUCAUCCACAGUGAUGGAUCAAUUUGGUUUACCGAUCCUAUUUACGGAUUCAAACAAGGCUAUCGUCCGACUCCUGACUUGCCGGUGCAGGUUUAUCGAUAUGAUCCGGUGACUAAGUCUGUGCGAAUGAUGGCAGAUAGAUUUGGGAGACCUAAUGGGAUUUCUUUUUCCCCUGAUGAGAAGGUUGUUUAUGUCACCGAUACGGAUGCUGUUCAGGGAGAUGGGAGUGUUGAUUGGAGUCGUCCUGCUACGAUUUAUGCCUUUGAUGUUGUUUACCAUCAUGGACAGCCAUUCCUCACCAAUCGGCGUGUCUUUGCUAUGUCAGACAACGGUAUUCCUGAUGGAAUCAAAUGCGAUCUUGAGGGCAAUGUAUACAGUGGCUGUGGUGAUGGUAUACAUGUCUGGUCUCCGGGUGGUGUACUUCUAGGCAAGAUGCUCAUUCCUGGUGGUGUUGCCAAUUUCUGCUUUGAAAAGCCUGGGAAGAUAUUGGCUCUGAACGAGACCCGAUUAUGGCGGAUAUCUUUUGCUCCGUCCUGCCGGGGAGCCUUGCUCAGAAUAUAA